GCCUGUCCUCCCCAGCGGCUGCGGUAGCACCAGCGCCGGCCGCCACCGCCUUUGGAACGCGGCGGCGGAGGAGGAGCGGCCGGAGGAGGAGAAGGAGGAGGAAGAGGAGGCCGGCCCCGGGGAGCGGGAUGUCCAUCGCUCCGGCGCGGUGGUGAAUGCUGAGGAGAGUCACGGUUGCUGCAGUCUGUGCCGCCGGGAGGAAGUGGUGGCGUGAGGCCGGGCGGGAGCUCGCGGUGCUGUGGAGUGGCGGAGCGCGAAGUGGGCGCGAAGCCUCGGCUGCUGGCGGACCGUUUCCUUCCCCAAUCAUGCCCGGGAGGAACAAGGCCAAGUCGACCUGCAGCUGCCCGGACCUGCAGCCCAAUGGACAGAAUCUGGACGAGAGCGGCCGGGUUGCCCGCCUAGGAGCCGAUGAGUCGGAGGAGGAGGGACGGAGGGGGUCUGUAAAUAAUGCCGGAGACCCGGAGAUCGUCAAGUCUCCCAGCGACCCCAAGCAAUACCGUUACAUCAAAUUAAGGAAUGGCUUACAGGCACUUUUGAUUUCGGAUCUAAGUAAUACAGAAGGGAAAAUGGGAGAUACAACAGAUGAUGAAGAGGAAGAUGAAGAUGAUGAUGAUGAUGAUGACGACGACGAUGAUGAUGAAGAUUCUGGAGCUGAAAUAGAAGAUGAUGAUGAAGAAGGUUUUGAUGAAGAAGAGGAAUUUGAUGAUGAUGAACAUGAUGAUGAUAUUGAUACUGAGGAAAAUGAAUUGGAAGAAAUAGAAGAGAGGGUAGUAGAAGUUAGAAAGAAAACCACAGAAAAACAGCAAUCGCAGAACCUGUGUUUGCGGUGGUCAAAGCUGACUGAUAGACUGUGGUUUAAGUCAACUUUUUCACAAAUGUCUUCAACCCUGCUGGUCGAGACAAGAAAUCUUUAUGGGGUAGUUGGAGCUGAAAGCAGGUCUACACCUCUUCAGUCUUUGACAGGAUGGCAAGAGGAGGAGCAGCAGGGUGAAACUGACACAGUUCUGUCUGCGGCGGCUCUUUGUGUUGGCGUUGGCAGUUUUGCUGAUCCAGAUGACCUGCCUGGCCUGGCACACUUUCUGGAGCACAUGGUAUUCAUGGGGAGUUUGAAGUAUCCAGAUGAGAAUGGGUUUGAUGCCUUCCUGAAGAAACAUGGAGGUAGUGAUAACGCUUCAACUGAUUGUGAACGUACAGUUUUUCAGUUUGAUGUCCAGCGAAAAUACUUCAAGGAAGCCCUGGACAGAUGGGCCCAGUUUUUCAUCCAUCCACUAAUGAUCAGAGAUGCAAUUGACCGUGAAGUUGAAGCUGUUGAUAGUGAAUAUCAACUUGCAAGACCUUCCGAUGCAAACAGAAAGGAAAUGUUGUUUGGAAGCCUUGCUAGACCUGGACAUCCUAUGGGGAAAUUUUUUUGGGGAAAUGCGGAGACUCUCAAACAUGAGCCAAAAAAGAAUAAUAUCGAUACACAUGCCAGAUUGAGGGAUUUUUGGAUGCGUUACUACUCUGCUCACUAUAUGACUUUAGUGGUGCAGUCCAAAGAAACACUGGAUACAUUAGAAAAGUGGGUGACCGAAAUCUUCUCUCAGAUACCAAACAAUGGGUUACCAAAACCAAACUUUGGCCAUUUAACGGAUCCAUUUGACACACCAGCAUUUAACAAACUUUAUAGAGUUGUUCCAAUCAGAAAGAUUCAUGCUCUGACGAUCACCUGGGCCCUUCCUCCUCAACAGCAGCAUUACAGGGUGAAGCCACUUCAUUAUAUCUCCUGGCUGGUCGGACAUGAAGGCAAAGGCAGCAUUCUUUCUUACCUUAGAAAAAAGUGCUGGGCUCUUGCAUUAUUUGGUGGAAAUGGUGAGACAGGAUUUGAACAGAAUUCUACCUACUCAGUAUUCAGCAUUUCUAUUACAUUGACUGAUGAGGGUUAUGAACACUUCUAUGAGGUCGCUCAUACUGUCUUCCAGUAUUUAAAAAUGCUGCAGAAGCUUGGCCCAGAAAAAAGAAUUUUUGAAGAGAUUCAGAAAAUUGAGGAUAACGAAUUUCAUUACCAAGAACAGACAGAUCCAGUGGAGUAUGUGGAGAACAUGUGUGAAAACAUGCAGCUGUACCCACUGCAGGACUUUCUCACUGGAGAUCAGCUGCUGUUUGAAUACAAGCCAGAAGUUAUUGCUGAAGCCCUUAAUCAGCUAGUUCCUCAAAAAGCAAAUCUUGUUUUACUCUCUGGUGCUAAUGAGGGAAAAUGUGACCUCAAGGAGAAAUGGUUUGGGACUCAGUACAGUAUGGAAGAUGUGGAAAACUCUUGGACUGAACUGUGGAAGAGUGAUUUUGAAUUAAAUCCAGAUCUUCAUCUUCCAGCUGAAAAUAAGUACAUAGCUACGGACUUCAUGUUGAAGGCCUUUGAUUGCCCUGAGACAGAAUAUCCUGUUAAAAUUGUAAAUACCCCUCAAGGUUGCCUGUGGUAUAAGAAAGACAACAAAUUCAAAAUUCCCAAAGCAUAUAUACGUUUCCAUCUGAUCUCACCUUUGAUACAGAAGUCUGCAGCAAAUGUGGUCCUCUUCGAUAUCUUUGUCAACAUCCUUACUCAUAACCUUGCGGAGCCAGCAUAUGAAGCAGAUGUGGCACAACUGGAGUAUAAGCUCGUAGCUGGAGAACAUGGCUUAAUUAUUCGAGUGAAAGGAUUCAAUCACAAACUACCUCUCUUGUUCCAGCUUAUUAUUGACUACUUAGCGGAAUUCAACUCCACCCCCGCCGUCUUCACCAUGAUAACGGAGCAGCUGAAGAAGACCUACUUUAACAUUCUCAUCAAGCCUGAGACUCUGGCCAAAGAUGUGCGGCUUUUAAUUCUGGAGUAUGCCCGUUGGUCUAUGAUUGACAAGUACCGUGCCCUGAUGGAUGGCCUUUCCCUGGAGUCUUUGCUGAGCUUUGUCAGGGAAUUCAAAUCCCAGCUCUUUGUUGAGGGCCUGGUGCAAGGAAAUGUCACGAGCACAGAAUCUACGGAUUUCCUGAAGUAUGUUGUUGACAAACUGAACUUCACACCUCUGGAGCAGGAGAUGCCUGUGCAGUUCCAGGUGGUUGAGCUGCCCAGUGGCCACCACCUCUGCAAAGUGAGAGCCCUGAACAAGGGGGACGCCAACUCGGAAGUCACCGUGUACUACCAGUCAGGUACCAGGAGCCUGAAGGAGUACACGCUCAUGGAGCUGCUGGUGAUGCACAUGGAAGAGCCUUGUUUUGAUUUCCUUCGAACUAAGCAGACCCUUGGGUACCAUGUCUACCCAACCUGCAGGAACACAUCUGGAAUUCUGGGAUUUUCCGUCACUGUGGGGACGCAGGCAACCAAAUACAACUCCGAAGUGGUUGACAAGAAAAUAGAAGAAUUUCUUUCUAGCUUUGAGGAGAAGAUUGAGAACCUCACUGAGGAUGCAUUCAAUACCCAGGUCACAGCUCUGAUCAAGCUCAAGGAGUGUGAGGACACCCACCUGGGGGAGGAGGUGGAUAGAAACUGGAACGAAGUGGUGACGCAGCAGUACCUCUUUGACCGCCUUGCCCACGAGAUCGAAGCACUGAAGUCAUUCUCAAAAUCAGACUUAGUCAACUGGUUCAAGGCUCACAGAGGACCAGGAAGUAAAAUGCUCAGUGUCCAUGUUGUUGGAUUUGGGAAGUAUGAGACAGAAGAAGAUGGCGCCCCCUACAGUGAAGAUUCAAGCUCUUCUUGUGAUGCGAUGCAGUUAACCUACCUGCCAACCUCUCCUCUGCUGGCAGAGUCCACCAUCCCCAUCACUGAUAUCAGGGCCUUUACAUCAACACUUAACCUUCUCCCCUACCAUAAAAUAGUCAAAUAAACUGCAGUCUUGUUGGCCUGAAGAA
Molecule: messenger RNA, 3858 nt
Organism: Sorex fumeus (smoky shrew)
Lineage: Eukaryota; Metazoa; Chordata; Mammalia; Eulipotyphla; Soricidae
Gene: NRDC
Product: nardilysin convertase
Exons: 33
Coding region: 156-3833 (1225 amino acids)
Biological process (GO): proteolysis
Molecular function (GO): metal ion binding; metalloendopeptidase activity
Source: RefSeq, a predicted model, not a curated record